This is a messenger RNA of Sphaeramia orbicularis (orbiculate cardinalfish), 3101 nucleotides long. RefSeq names its product DIRAS family, GTP-binding RAS-like 1b (gene diras1b). The coding region runs from base 206 to 802 and encodes 198 amino acids. Gene Ontology annotation, cellular component: membrane. Gene Ontology annotation, biological process: signal transduction. Lineage: Eukaryota; Metazoa; Chordata; Actinopteri; Kurtiformes; Apogonidae. The record is from RefSeq and is a predicted model, not a curated record. The transcript has 3 exons. Gene Ontology annotation, molecular function: GTP binding; GTPase activity.
AGGGACAGAGAGAGAGAGAGAGUCUGCUGUGGUGGUGUUGGAAAUCGGACGACAUGAGCUCUACAUGAACCGCGUAAAAAAUGCUUUAAGACGCUUUCGGCGUUUGUCUUUCAUCCGUCUUGAACCAAGGACAUAAGCCUGAAGCGGAGCUAUAGCUACACUUCACGAACAGGUGUAACGCUGUUUUAAGCCUGAACGGGGCAGAAUGCCGGAGCAAAGCAACGACUAUCGUGUGGUGGUGUUCGGGGCAGGAGGAGUAGGGAAGAGUUCCCUGGUCCUCCGUUUUGUGAAGGGGACCUUCAGGGAUACCUACAUCCCCACAGUGGAGGACACCUAUCGUCAGGUGAUCAGCUGCGAUAAGAGCGUGUGUACCCUGCAGAUCACCGACACCACAGGGAGCCACCAGUUCCCUGCCAUGCAGCGCCUGUCCAUCUCCAAAGGUCACGCCUUCAUCCUGGUCUAUUCCAUCACCAGCAAACAGUCCCUGGAGGAGCUCAAACCCAUUUACCAACAGGUUUUGGCCAUCAAGGGCAACGUCGAGGCCAUCCCCAUCAUGCUUGUGGGCAACAAGAGUGACGAAACCCAACGGGAGGUGGAAACCAAGGACGGCGAGGCUCAGGCCAACCAGUGGAAGUGCGCCUUCAUGGAGACGUCAGCCAAAACCAACCACAAUGUAACAGAGCUCUUCCAGGAGCUCCUCAACUUGGACAAGAAGAGGAACAUGAGCCUCAACAUUGACGGCAAGCGCUCGGGGAAGCAGUCCCGUGCCGAGAGACUGAAGGGCAAAUGCAGCGUGAUGUAAAAGUCCAAAUUCAGGAGGAAGAGGAGGAGGAGGAGGAGGAGAGGGGAGGUGGAGGUGAGAGAGUGGAAGGAAAUGCCGAGGAAAAGAGGGGAAGAAGAGACUCAUUGAUUAAACGUAUCACUCAGAGCAAAAAUGUCAGGAGGGCAACGGGAAUUUCAUCAUCUAAAUCCUCCUCUGGUUUAACUGGUACAUUCACAACCACAGCUCAACGACAAGAAACAGUCAAGAUUUCAGUUUGACACAUACACCCAUGUGCAUUCUGUGAAAAGGACAUGGCUGAGCAGGUCAGAGGCAAGAGAGAAGAAAAGAGAUGGGCAGAAGACAAUUAAAACAAAGAAGUGUGUACCGCAGAAUCAUUCCUGUGGUCCCAGAGGGGAAAGAACGCCUAGAUGUGGACUCUUGCUUCAUCCAAGUGCCACGGGACGGGUCAUCGUCAACACCUCAGACUGCACCGACCUCCGUCGAAAACAACUGAAGCAGACUGAUCUUCACAAGAGAACAUUUAUCAUCCUCUCUCCUCUCCUCCCAGCUCAGCCCUGCCCUCAUCACUCAAUAUCCUCACGUCUUCAUCCUUCACAUACCCCUUAUUAUAUUCUAACAAAUAUAGAGAAAAAUAACGUAGAGCUGGUGAAGUUUAUUAAGCUCAGUCAUCUGGUAGAAACACUAUUUUAGAGACUGAGGUGUCCAUCAUGCUUGUGUGAACUGGACUCGAUGGUUUGAGACUGCUAGCAUGGACGACACAGUAAAAUAUCCAACAUCCCAGGCCACUUUGAUGGACUCUGGUGUAUAUAGAUACAUACUCGGGAUAUUUAUACAUAUUCCAUCUAGUCUGUACAUGCCCUGCCCCAGUUAGUGCAUCAUUCACAGUAAAAGGGUGAUGGUUCAGACUUACAUAUUUAUGGUUAGACAACAGAUUAUCACCCUCAUCUUCAUAACAUCAUUCCUCCUGAACAAAAGGACCUUCCUGUACCUUUAUCAAGCCGUCGUAAAAGUAAAAACUCAUCUGAAGUGGAGAAGCAUCCAGCGGCAGGGUCUGCACACAUGCUACUACUGAUACAACGCAACAAUCCUUUUAAGACUCUCAUCUAGUGUAGAAUAACUCUGUGUCAGCUCAGUUAAACAUAAAAAAAGGAAGCUGGACUCUGAAAAUACAAGCCUGCCUUGGUAAAUGAGGAUGAUAACUGUACUCAGAAUUGGAUAAUCAUCACCAAGACGGUGAGACAAACUUAAUCCGAGAUGAUUUCGGUUCAAGAUGUCGAGAAUGUCAGUUUGCGUUGGGACUUUUUCACGUGAAGGUUUCUCUGUUUCUUUCUUUUGCCUUUUAUUUGUUAAUGCUAUGAUGCUCUUUAAAUUUACUUAAAGACAAAAAAAAAGAAUCCUCCUUAAACAAAAAGCACACAGAAAAAAAAGGCAUGAAUGGUUAUUUGCUUUGUGCAGAUUUGUUCAGUGUGAAUCCGUAACUGUUUCCUCUUUGGUUGGUUUGUUACAUUUUUCAUGCACUCACCCAGGCAUCAGGAAACAGAAGAAGUCUCACACAUAUGGACACACACACACACACACACACACACACACACACACACACAUAUACAGACAGUGUGCACACAAAUCACCCUCACGUACAAGAACAUUUACCACAAAAACACACACAUAGAUGUGAUAGUCAAUCUGAGUAACACUGUUGACUAAAGAACUCGGCUUAAUCAGCCUAAAUGCCCUCACAUUGCACUUUAUAUCAUAUACUGUACACACACACACACACACAUGCAUAUAUACAUAUACUUCACUGUAAUUUGCCAUUUUGUUUGCCUAUAUUGUGUAUUUAUGAUAUCCACUUUAACAACACCCUUUUUUCAGCUCUGAAUACUGUACACAGUGUACACAGGACAGCCAAAAGCACAAUACUUUUUUACAGACAUAUUUACUUGUACAUUUUUUCUUUGUGUUUGCUUUUGUACAUUAUUUUUCUUCUCCUUUGUGUCUUCCUCGAUUUAAAAUUUCCCCAUCCUACCCAUUUUUUAUUUAUUUUAUUCUAUUUUACUCCCCCCGCAGUCCUGAACAUGGAGGAACAAUCACAUCAUAGGUAGCUCUCAGUCUCAGUGUAGAUCUGUGGAUCUGUAUUUUUAUUUGUCAGUACAUGGCACAAUGAGGUUGUGGUUCUGCUGAACAACAGGGUAUUUGCGAUGUGUGACCGAUAGCUGUGGCUGUGAAAUGUGUCGUAAAAACCUGCGUGAUUGACCACCAACCACCCGCUUGCCUGCCCGCUCAUCCAUACCCCUCCCUCGGCUGUGGAGUAAAAGAG